UUUCCAGAACCGCCGCCGCCGAGGUUCAUUUUCUACCGUCGUCCACCGUCUCUCAGCCCAGUCCUGCGAAUGUACUCAACCGCUUUCGUUUUCUUCAUUUCAACUGUCUCAUAGGUUUUUGUAACUUAGUUCCAGCGAAGAUGCAACAAUCUUCAUCUCCACCUUGGUGAUUUUGUAUGCUAAUCGGAGCUGCGAGAGGUUAUCUUGUGCACUUUCACCGAAACCUGGGAACUUUUGGUAAGACAUCUGCGGCGUCUACUUAACCGGCUAUAGACUGUGUAGUGGCUAAAAGCAGUGGAGAGAAGGAAAUAUAUCUGCAACGUUUUGUAGAUUGUCCAAUUGGUUGAAGCCUUUGCAUUACUCCGCAUUAGGAUUUCGUUUUCUCCUCUCUAGACCACAGAAAGCCAAUAACGAUUCACUUCCAUGAAUUGUUUGUUGCUCGCUGUGAAUAAUCCCAUCAAGCUCAGUAGAUUAAAGCUCAAACUAGUCAAAUUCGCCUCAACUGCAAUUGCUCAACUAAACCCAUGUUCCUUUUCACACAGUGAUGAUGAACAAAGCACCACCUUCUUCCACACAACUUUGCCUGUUCAAUUUAACCCGUCAAAGGUGGUCCAAAUACUAGGAAGUCUACGAAGGGAGCCCAAGAUUGCCUUUUCCUUUUUCCGCGAAUUGGAGGAACGGGGCUUUCAACAUAACAUCUCUACUUAUGCAGCUCUUAUUAGGAUAUUGUGCUCUUGGGGUUUGGAGAGAAAGCUUGAAUCUCUGUUCUUAAAUCUCAUUGAGUCCAAGAAAAUGGAAUUUGAUGUCUUAGAUUUGCUUGAAUCCCUUAAUCAAGGGUAUGCGGUGGGUGGCUCAUUCACUCGAGCAUAUGAUGCCUUAAUCAAGGCUUAUGUCAGUGUUAGCUUGUUUGAUAGUGCUGUGGAUUUACUUUUCCGGUCAGAACGGAAGGGAUUUGUUCCACAUAUUUUUACUUGUAAUUUUCUCUUGAACCGUCUUACCGAGCAUGGGAAAAUGAAUAUGGCUCUAGUUGUGUACAAGCAGUUGAAGAGGUUUGGUUUCCAUCCUAAUGAUUAUACUUAUGCUAUCGUAAUAAAAGCACUUUGUAAAAUGGGUAACAUGGAAGAAGCUAUAUAUAUUUUUGAGGAGAUGAGUGAAGCUGGGGUGGUUGCAAGUGCCUUUGCUUAUACUGCAUAUAUUGAAGGGUUGUGUACCCACCAUUGUUCAGCUUCGGCGUAUCAGUUGCUACAAGCAUGGAGAGAAGCACAAGCCCCAAUAGACGUGUAUGCUUACUUUGUAGUAAUUCGUGGAUUUUGUGAAGAGAUGAAAAUAGACGAGGCAGAAAAUGUCUUUCUUGAAAUGGAACAAUAUGGAGUAGUUCCAGAUGCACAAACUUAUGGUGUGUUAAUCAAUGGUUAUUGCAAGAAGUUGAAGUUGCAAAAAGCCUUGUCUCUUCACAGUCUCAUGUUGUCAAAAGGUAUAAAAACAAAUUGUGUGAUCGUCAGCUCUAUCCUACAAUGCUUGCUUAGGAUGCAAAUGUGUUCAGAAGUAGUGAACCAAUUUAAAGUAUUUCAGGGUAAAGGGGUGUUUUUCGACAAGGUUGCAUACAAUAUUGUUGUUCAUGCCUUAUGUGAACAAGGAAAACUGGAAGAAGCUAUGGAGUUGUUAGAAGAUAUGACAAGUAGACAGAUCCAGAUGGAUGUCGUGCAUUAUACAACAAUGAUUAAAGGCUUUUUUGUCCAAGGAAAAAUUCAUGAAGCAAUGGUAAUGUUUGAAAAUUUGAAGAAAAAUGGUAUUGAGCCUGACACCAUCACUUAUAAUGUGCUUGCUGCUGGAUUGUCUAGAAAUGGUCUUGUAUCCAAGGUGCAAGGACUUCUAGACUACAUGGAGGAACAUGGUUUGAGAGAAGACCCUAAGAUACUCGACCUGGUAAUUGAAAAUUUAUGCGUAGGAGGCAAAGUGAAAGAAGCGACAGAAUUUUUCAAUAGUUUAGAAGUAAAGACGGUAGAGAACUAUUCUGCCAUGAUUAAUGGGUACUGUGCAGCCAACCAUACAAAUGAUGCAUAUGAUCUUUUUGUUAAUUUGUCCAAGAAGGGAGUUUCUAUUAAAAAAAGUACUCUCUCUAGGUUAGUUAGUAGCCUUUGCAUGGAAGAUUCUAGCGAUAGAGCUAUUAAGGUGAUAAAAAAACUUCCAAUUAUGGAUGUCAAGGCUAAUAAAAUUGUGUACAAUAAUGUCAUAUCUUCCCUCUGUCGGGUGGGAAAUAUGAAGAGGGCUCAAAGUUUAUUUGAUUGUUUAGUCUGUGCUGGGUUAACUCCUGAUCUCAUCACUUACACAAUGAUGAUAAAUGGUUAUUGCAAGAUUAAUUUCUUGAGAGAAGCUUAUGAGCUUCUUUGUGAUAUGAAGAAUCGAGGGAGGAAACCUGAUAUUGUUAUCUAUACAGUUCUGCUAGAUGGUCUAUUUAAAACCCGACUACAAGAGCUUUGCUCCUCAGUACAUUUAAGGGGAGAAAAGCAAGAAAUAGCUUUAGCUUCCACAAUUUUUGAUGAAAUGAAAGACAUGAAGAUUACUCCAGACAUUAUCUGCUACACUGUACUGAUUGAUGGGUAUUGUAAAAUGAACAACCUUAGUGAUGCUGUUGUCCUCUUUGAGGAAAUGGUCGAUCAAGGAAUUGAGCCUGAUACAGUGACUUAUACUGCCCUACUGUCCGGCUGUUGCAGAAGUGGAGAUACAGAGAAGGCCGUAACUCUAAUGUCUGAUAUGCUGUCGAAAGGAAUUCUCCCCAGUGAACAGUUUUCAACUCUGUUGCAUCACAAUACUCCAAAAACCAAGAAAAUGCGACUAUGAACACAAACACUUCACUGAAUAACAGCCCUGGAUUCUCUAUAACUGAAAUCUACUUGAGCUAUAUGAAAGCCCUCUACUUUGACCCAAAGAUGAAGCAUUCAAUUGUUUGGAGUUGUUGCAAUGAUGGGCUUAGAAAUUAAAACCUACAAUAUCAAGUUUCUGUAGCAGUCUCCUCUGUUGCAGAUAUGGUACAGAUGCUAUCCAGAGCUGAAAUUUUCGUUCCUGCAAUACUUCCAAGCUGUUGUAUACAGCGUACUGCAGUUCAGGUGAUGACUGAGUUGUUCCCGGGGUGCCUUAAAAAAGGAACCAAGGAGCUGAAAUAUACUUCAUGUUAGGAAGAGGCAAGGUGCACAACAAAAGCCAGACGACCUGGGGUUCCUAUUUCGGUAUUGUGUGCAGUGAACCCGGUACAAUGUGCCUAGACAUCAUUUGGGCUGGCGUUGCAAUGGAAAACUGCAUGACGGUGGUCUGUUCAAUGGCAAGUUGACCACAUCGAACAGGUUGAUCACGAGUUCUACCAAUCAAUUUAUAAAGUAGCUGAUAUAACACGCAUGUUCUUGCAAGCCCAACAUGGAAAUGCAUUCAUCAUAUGAGCCUUUGGAGAAUUCUUACAACUUGGUUGGUCUCAAUAUCUUUAUCACCAUUCUUUUCUGGAAUCGUGCAAUGAGCUGUCUCGAAAAACGAAUUGGUUUGAAAUGAAUCACAUGGCUUUCAACUUGAUACUAAUGGACCAUGUCGCAUAGAUGGAGCUCAUAUUUGCUGCAGAUCAGAAGAGGUAACAUAUUGGUGCAGUUCUCGGGUUUUCAUUUUGAUUCUCGUACGAAUCGUCGAAGGAGAGGCCAAACGUGCACCAUGGUUACACGAAAAGAACAACUAUCAUUGCUCUGGACAUCUUUAUCCAUGUAUUAUGCUUUUAGCUUAACACCAAUUAUGUUUUGUAUUGUGUUUCAUCGUUGUUGGCAAAAAGGACCACUUGGGAUAAAUAGAUUUCUAAAUUCAGCUGCAUAUUUCUUUUAUUCCACUUCUUCCUUUAUUCA
Cucurbita maxima (winter squash) is the source of this 3878-nucleotide messenger RNA. Its product is annotated as pentatricopeptide repeat-containing protein At2g26790, mitochondrial. The record is from RefSeq and is a predicted model, not a curated record. Gene Ontology annotation, molecular function: protein binding. The transcript is spliced from 8 exons. NCBI's taxonomy places the organism in Eukaryota, Viridiplantae, Streptophyta, Magnoliopsida, Cucurbitales, Cucurbitaceae. The coding region runs from base 424 to 2841 and encodes 805 amino acids.